GUAGUAUGUCCCUGCUGCUGAUGGUGGAACAGUAGCAGGAAGUGUGGGAACAACAACACAACUUCCACAUUCACGAGACCUCAAAUCAGGAAGGUGGUCAUUGAAGCCUUGCUGAAAAACUGCAAUGAUGGCAACUCAAGAAGAUUUUCAACGUCAGUUCACAUCUAUUAUGGAAAACCUUUUGCAUUCAGCUGUUUCCGAAACGACGAAGCUCUUCGAGAAUGCAGUGCAAGAAAUGAAAGCAGAGGUGGUCCGGAUAAGAAAACAGAACGACAACAUAAAAGUAACAUCAGCCCUGGUGGAACAGUCCUGCAGCCCUUGUUUGCAACAUGGAGAGAACAACGAGGGCAGAAAUUCGCCCCCCGAUCCAGAUGGAAACCAACAGUUUACGUUGCUUUUUAUCAAACAAGAGGAGGCAGACCUGUAUGACCACACGCCUUCCUGCCUCUUUCCGCUUGCAGAAGACGAGUCAAAGCCCUUUGUGGUGCAGCAGAUUGAGACACCAGUUUUGUCUCAAGAAGCUGAUCCUAGUCCAUCAGAUAAAACCUCAGCCCCGUUCACCCAUAAUCCCACUCCUUCCCCACCUCAAUCUGCGCAAGAGCCUGCUCCAUCAGCAUCUGUUGGGACAUCACAAAUACAAGAAUUUAAUCCUUUAGACAGUCUCCAUGUCUCUCUCGACCUGAUGCCUGAUAUACAGGAGGAAAAGCCUGUCAUGCUGCUGCAACCACCCACACCCAUCUCAACAGAUGCAGCCGAUGGAAGCAUGUCUGCAACACCAAACGAGCCUGCCACCCCAAAAACAGAGCAAGUUGACUGUGAAAUAGAUCAGCAAAGCUUGAGAUCACAUCCAGCGACUCACCACGACCAGCCUAGAAGGACAAGCCCCAGGAAGUCAAAGUCAAAAUACUGUUGUGUGGUGGCCCAACCCCAGGCAAAAAAUGUCCUACAGGAAAAUGAUGACGACGAUUCCACAGCCCAGAAGCGGCAAGCAGUGGUCACUUUAACCCAUCAGCAAAGCUUGAGAUCACAUCCAGUGACUCCCCAUGACCAGCCUAAAAGAACAAGCACCAGGCAGUCAAAGUAUCGCUGCCUGUUGGGUGUGGAAGCACCUCAGCCUAAUGCACAAGAUAUCCAGCAAUCAAAUGAGACCAGUGUUCCCAAAAAUGUUCACAAGGAAACAGGCAAGAAUAGUUCCAAGCAGCCUGACAAGGACAAACCUGGCAAGAACCACAGACACAAGAACCAGUGUGAGGUGUGUGGGCGGAUCCUGAGCAGUGCCUCUUCUCUGGAGCACCACCAGAGAGUCCACAGAGGGGAGAGACCCUUUGUGUGUGACAUGUGUGGGAAGUCUUUUCCUGAUGGGAAAGGCCUCAGACGUCACCUUCUUAUUCACACAGCAGGCAAGCGUCAUCAGUGCUUGGAGUGUGGCAAAAUGUUUGUCUAUCUCUUCCACCUCACCAGUCACCAGGUUACCCACACAGGCCAGAGGCCUUUUCCCUGCAAUGUCUGUGAGAAGCACUUUUCAUCCAAGGCAACACUGGCCAAUCACACACGCCUGCACACAGGAGAAAAGCCUUUCGGCUGCACUCUGUGUGGCAGGACAUUCACGCACCGAAUAUCAUUCAACACCCACAUGCAGAGACACAGAGGAGAAAGACGUUAUGUUUGCUUGACCUGUAACAAACGAUUUAUGGACCCCAACAACCUGAAAGCCCACAAGCGCAUACACACCGGGGAGAGGCCAUAUCAGUGCAAGAUGUGUGGCAAGAGAUUCAUACAGUCAGCACAUCUCAAGAAACAUGCCAAGACACAACACUAAGGAUUUAUCACAGAUGCGGUCCUUGAUUCUAAUCCAAUCAUUAUUUUUUGUCAAAUUCAUGCUUCACUCACUGCGUUGCAAUGCGUUGAUCCAACGGAUGAUGGAGGAGGUGUCUGGCGCAUGGGGUUGUGUUGUUAACGGAGACGUUUAUAUUAAGAUUGACAGGUCAACAAACCAAUCGUGCUUCUAUCGUGCUGAUGACCUUGUGGGUAGUAGCAUGCUAACAUUAGAUAGGUCCCCUCAGACGCAUUUUUCAGUUACAAUAACAGGGUUUUUACAUUGUACAGUGUCUAUUUCUCUGUAACUUAAAAAAAAAUCUAAGCAAAAUAAAGUCAAACAAACAACUUUUAGGUACAAAUAUGACCAUCUACGGAGUUUGGUCCGCCAUCUUUAUUUUUUGAGCUUCGCGCUCUUGAGACGUGACCAUAAACGCAAUCUGAUUUGCUAGCGCCUGUGCUGUCGUAUUUUCAUGAAAGGCGAUUUGAUUAGCUGACGCAUGCGUUGCCUCUCGAAAAGUAGAAAAAUGUUCAACUCUCGCCUCAAGCAACACAUGCAACGCAACGCAACCUUGACGAAUCAACGCAUUCCAACGCAAUCGUGUGAGCCAGCUGUAAGCAAAUAGCUCCUUGUGGUCCUCUUGCUCUUCGUUCAGUGUGUGCGCUCAAAAAAUCCUCUGGUGUUUCCUUCUGUUCUCCACCUCUUUUACUUUCAUCAGUCUGAGCUCAUUUAUUGGCCAACAACCUAAAUUUGAAUAGUUCACCCGCCAUGAAAUGAUAUACCGUGGUUGGUUACAAGCUUACAUAGCUGUUAAGUAGUGACAUUGUUGGAUAUAUUUGAUUGAUAUAAUACAUAUAAACUGUGUUAUGAUGUAUAAAAUGUGUUUUUAUAAAUAUUUCUGUGUGGUUA
Messenger RNA from Clupea harengus (Atlantic herring), 2725 nucleotides. RefSeq lists its product as uncharacterized. Lineage: Eukaryota; Metazoa; Chordata; Actinopteri; Clupeiformes; Clupeidae. The record is from RefSeq and is a predicted model, not a curated record. Gene Ontology annotation, biological process: regulation of transcription by RNA polymerase II. Gene Ontology annotation, molecular function: RNA polymerase II cis-regulatory region sequence-specific DNA binding; DNA-binding transcription factor activity, RNA polymerase II-specific.